Molecule: messenger RNA, 2591 nt
Organism: Durio zibethinus
Lineage: Eukaryota; Viridiplantae; Streptophyta; Magnoliopsida; Malvales; Malvaceae
Product: rhamnogalacturonan I rhamnosyltransferase 1-like
Cellular component (GO): cytoplasm
Source: RefSeq, a predicted model, not a curated record
UCAAGCCUCAGCUUGUCUGUCUCUGUCUCUGUCUCUGUCUCUUCUGUCUCUAUCUCUCUAACUCACAACUUUGGUUUCUUUAUGAACAGUUCACCGGCGACCACCUCGCCGGGAUCUGGUCCGGAAACCUCACGGGGGAAAAAAAAACCUCAUUUGAGCUUUCCAAAUCUUAUAAGCUAAGGAAACACACUUUUUGGUCAUUUCAAAAGACUAAUUUUGGGAAGAGUUAGUGGAGAUUUAGUUGAAACCGAAUCAUAUAAAUUCUGGGUUAUGCUUAUUUUGAUAAUGUACGUGGAGAGUUUAUAAGGUUUCAGCCCAAAAGUGAAUUUUUUAAUCUGGGUUUUUUUUUUGUUUUUUGGCUUUAGUUUUGGUUUUGGUAAGCUUGGUGGAGCUGUUGUUGUUUCUAGGUGACAAACAAUUUAGGUGUUUCUAUGGAGCUGAGGCUUUGAUUUUUUUUUUUUUUAAUUCAAAAGUUUUGGUAAUCAAGGGAAGUUUAGAGUUUCAAGGAGCUGGUGAUUAAGUUAAUUAAAGUUUUCAGGAAUCACCUUAUCUUUUGUGGGAAAAAAUAUAACUUUUUUUUGCCUGUUUGUGCUGGUGGAAUAACCCAAAUUUCUGAGUUUUUCCAUUACAUUGACUCAAAGCUUAAACUUUGGAUCAAGUGGGGGAACUUUAACUGAGUUGUUGUUGUUGUGGAGUUGAGAUUGAGGUGAAAAGAAGGGGGAAUGGUAAAAGUUACAAUGUGUAAAGUAGAAGAGACAAGUGGAAAGUGUGAUUACAGGAAACAGUGGGAAAUGAAAAUAAAGAUUUUUGGAGAAGGGAAAGUGGAGAAGUUAAAGAAUUCAAUGGUUUCAAGGUCUAGAAUGAAGCUGUGGAUGAUCAGGGCAAUAACUACAAUUUUGUUAUGGACUUGUUUUGCUCAGUUGAUGACAUUAGGAGAGAUGUUUGGUCCAAGAUUGUUGAAAGGUUGGCCUUCUUGUUUCAGUCAUUCUGAGUUGCCUCCGGUUGCUGAAUUGUCUUAUUCUCCACCAAAAGUUAUUCAUCCACCAAAAAGGUUAUAUAAGAAUAAUGGCUAUCUUAUGGUUUCCUGUAAUGGAGGACUUAACCAAAUGCGAGCGGCAAUUUGUGACAUGAUUGCAAUCGCCAGAUACUUAAAUAUCACGCUUAUUGUCCCAGAACUAGAUAAAACCUCAUUCUGGAAUGAUCCCAGUGAGUUUCAGGACAUUUUUGAUGUUGAUCACUUCAUUACUUCUUUGAGAGAUGAGGUUCGCAUAUUGAAGGAACUGCCUCCUCGAGUUCAGCAAAGAGUUGAUAAAGGAAUGUUCCUCUCUAUGCAGCCCAUUAGUUGGUCUGAUAUUUCUUAUUAUUUUCAUCAGAUUCUUCCUCUAGUGCAAAAGCACAAAGUUGUACAGUUGAAUAAAACCGAUGCUCGGCUUGCUAAUAAUGAACUACCCCUUGAGAUUCAGAAGUUGCGCUGCCAUGUAAAUUUCAAUGCACUAAGAUUUACUUCACAGAUAGAGGAAUUGGGUAGAAGGAUUGUAAAGAUUUUAAGGGAAAAAGGCCCUUUUCUUGUUCUUCAUCUUAGAUAUGAAAUGGACAUGUUGGCUUUUUCUGGCUGCACUCAUGGUUGCAACAGUCUGGAAGAGGAAGAACUUGCAAGAAUGAGGUAUGCUUAUCCCUGGUGGAAGGAGAAAGUUAUAAAUUCAGAAAUGAAAAGGAAAGAAGGUUUGUGCCCUUUGACACCUGAAGAAACUGCUCUAGUGUUAAAAGGAUUAGGUAUUGACCGGAAUGUUCAACUUUACAUCGCUGCUGGAGAAAUUUAUGGUGGUGAGAGAAGGAUGGCUCCGUUGGCAGAAGCUUUUCCUAAUUUGGUUAGAAAGGAGACUCUGCUAGUUCCAUCAGACUUGAAAUUGUUCCAAAACCACUCAUCCCAAAUGGCAGCAUUGGAUUAUCUAGUCUCCUUAGAAAGUGAUAUAUUUGUUCCUACAUAUGACGGAAACAUGGCCAAAGUUGUUGAAGGCCAUCGGAGAUUCUUGGGAUUCAAGAAAACUAUCUUACUAGACAGAAAGCUUCUGGUUACUUUAAUAGAUCAAUACCAGAAUGGAUCCUUAAGCUGGGAUGAGUUCUCCUCGACCGUGAAGGAAGUUCAUGCAGGUAGAAUGGGGAGCCCUAAGAAACGAAUCGCCAUUCCAGAUAGGCCAAAAGAAGAAGAUUAUUUUUAUUCUAAUCCACAUGAAUGUCUACAACUGUUAGAUGAACCUUUGAGAAGUACGUGAUCCGAAUCAUGCAGAUUAGAUGAUUAUCUUCAAUUACACUCUGUACUUAUGCAUAUUUAUCAGACAUUGCCUACUUUUGCUCACACAAUUAGCUUUUGGGGACAAUUUAGGCCUUGAGCCUGGAUUUCACAUUCAUGUAUAGAGUGAAAGAAAAAAACAAAAGGAAAUUACCCAUUGCAAUUUGCAGACUUAAGAUGGGAAAAUUCAGAAUAUGUAUCAUUUCCAAUAUCUUUUUUUAAAGAUUUUCUAGACCAUCUGAAAUGAUGGACAUGAAUGCGUACCAAAUGCAUACCAAAAUUUCAUGUGCUUACAAGGAAU